AUGGAGCUGUUUCCACAGCAGCAGCCUGAAGAGGAUGAACCCAGUGAGAUCCGCAGGGUGGGUCUGGUGGUGGUGCAGGACAGUAAGGUGGUGGGACUCCACUGCUCAGGACCUGAGCUCCAUGCAGGACAGGCAGCCAUCAUCCAGCAUGGCGCCUCCCUGGCUGACUGCCACCUGUAUUUCUCCAGGAGACCCUGCGCCACCUGCCUCAAGAUGAUCAUCAACGCUGGAGUCAGUCAGAUCUCCUUCUGGCCCGGAGACCCUGAAGUCAGCAUGCUGAGGUCCAGCUCUGCAAACACCUCCAGCUCCCAGAAUCCUCCUCGCAGCAUCCCUGAGGAGGCGGCGCUGGAUGCCGUCGCAGCGGAGAAGCUGAAGUCCAACAGCCGUCCUCACAUCUGCGUCCUGCUGCAGCCUCCAGCGCCCGGCCUGGCCCAGUUUGUCUACGAGACGUCCAGAGACUGUGAUUUCAUGGAGAGGAUGAAGGACGAUGAUCCGGGGCUGAACACAGAGGAACUCUUCAACAGCGAGCGGACGAGACACCUGAAGGAUUUCUCCUCUCAGCUCCUGGUGAGGACGUCCCUGCAGCACCGGGAGAUUUUAACCCACAUGGGGCUGGAGGACUUCUGCGUGGAGCCUCACUUCUCCAACCUGAGGAGCAACAUGACGGAGCUGGUGGAGGUGUUAGCUGCAGUGGCUGCCGGGCUGCCACAGCAACACUACGGCUUCUACAGAGAACAGCAUUUAGCCCCUGGGCCAUCAGUAGCCUCGCUGCAGACUCCUCACGAGGGACUGUCUCAAGAAGUGGUGCGCCAUUGUAUCAUCCAGGCCAGGCUGCUGGCUUAUAGAACAGAGGAUCCUAAAGUGGGUGUUGGAGCUGUCAUCUGGGCCAAAGGAGCAUCGGCUGGCAGUGAUGGGACUGGGUGUCUGUACCUGGUGGGUUGCGGGUACAACGCCUACCCAGCAGGCUCACAGUAUGCAGAAUACCCCCAGAUGGACAACAAGCAGAAGGACAGACAGAGACGCAAGUACAGAUACAUCGUCCACGCCGAGCAGAACGCACUCACCUUCAGGACCCGACACAUCAAACCAGAGGAGCACACCAUGCUGUUUGUCACUAAGUGUCCGUGUGAUGAGUGUGUGCCUCUGAUCCGAGGAGCCGGCAUCACACACAUCUACACCAGCGACCAGGACAGGGACAAGGACAAGGGAGAGAUCUCCUACCUGACGUUCAGCAGCCUGAAGAACAUCAGCAAGUUCAUAUGGCAGAGGAGCCCUUCAGCCUCUUCUCACCACACCAACGGUUUCGGGGCGAAGCACGGCAGGCCGGAGGAGCAGGAGAGCCACAGCAACAAGAAGCUGUGCACCCACAGAUCCAACAUGUCACCCGUCAGCUGA
Molecule: messenger RNA, 1395 nt
Organism: Notothenia coriiceps (black rockcod)
Lineage: Eukaryota; Metazoa; Chordata; Actinopteri; Perciformes; Nototheniidae
Product: cytidine and dCMP deaminase domain-containing protein 1
Exons: 10
Coding region: 1-1395 (464 amino acids)
Cellular component (GO): cytoplasm
Molecular function (GO): dCMP deaminase activity; zinc ion binding
Source: RefSeq, a predicted model, not a curated record